GCGGGGACGCGCACGCGAGCGGCCGCGGUCGCUCCGGUUGCCCCGCUCCGCCGCGGUCGCCGGCGCUCUCGACGCGGUGGUCCCCGCCAGCCGCGGGCGCCGCAGGAGGGAGCGGCCGGUGCGCCCGCAGCCUGUCGGUGCAGCCGGAGGCCGGUCCUCCUGGUUGGGGCCGCCCUGGUCGGGGCCGGGCGCGGCGGGCUGACGGCCCCGGGAGCGGAGAGCGCCUGAGAGGAAGGCGGCGAGGCGGAGGCGCACGUCCGGCCGUCUCCGGGAGCCGGGAGGAGGCCGGGGGACCAUGUCCGGGAGGCACGCACAGUUCUCCACCACCGAUCGCGUCAUCAAAGCUGUUCCCUUUCCUCCAACCAAACGGCUUACUUUGAAGGAAGUGUUUGAGAAUGGGAAACCUAAAGUUGAUAUUUUGAAAAACCAUUUGGUAAAGGAAGGCCGAGUGGAAGAGGAAGUAGCCUUGAAGAUAAUUAAUGAUGGGGCCGCCAUUCUGAGACAAGAGAAUACCAUGAUAGAAGUGGAUUCUCCAAUCACUGUGUGUGGUGAUGUUCAUGGACAGUUCUUUGACCUGAUGAAGUUGUUUGAAGUAGGGGGAUCACCAAGUAACACACGCUACCUCUUUCUGGGUGACUAUGUGGACAGAGGCUAUUUCAGUAUAGAGUGUGUGCUGUAUUUAUGGAGUUUAAAGAUUAACCAUCCCAAAACAUUGUUUCUGCUUCGAGGAAAUCAUGAAUGCAGGCAUCUUACAGAAUAUUUCACCUUCAAACAGGAAUGUCGAAUCAAAUAUUCAGAACAGGUGUAUGACGCGUGUAUGGACACAUUUGACUGUCUUCCUCUUGCAGCACUCUUAAACCAGCAGUUUCUCUGUGUACAUGGAGGAAUGUCACCUGAAAUUACUUGUUUAGAUGACAUUAGAAAAUUAGACAGGUUUAUUGAACCUCCUGCCUUUGGGCCAGUGUGUGACCUGCUUUGGUCUGAUCCCUCCGAGGAUUAUGGCAAUGAAAAGACCUUGGAGCACUAUACCCACAACACUGUCCGAGGGUGCUCUUAUUUUUUCAGUUAUCCUGCAGUUUGUGAAUUUUUGCAGAACAACAAUUUAUUAUCAAUAAUCAGAGCCCAUGAAGCUCAAGAUGCUGGGUAUCGAAUGUACAGGAAGAGCCAAACAACCGGCUUUCCAUCACUUAUUACAAUUUUCUCUGCCCCCAAUUACCUAGAUGUCUAUAACAAUAAAGCUGCAGUGUUGAAAUAUGAAAACAAUGUCAUGAAUAUCAGGCAGUUUAACUGUUCUCCACAUCCCUACUGGCUUCCGAACUUUAUGGAUGUUUUUACAUGGUCUUUACCUUUUGUGGGGGAAAAAGUUACAGAGAUGCUGGUGAACAUCCUCAACAUAUGCUCCAAAGAUGAAUUGAUUUGUGAUGAAGAAGAAGGAGGUGCUGCGGUUCGAAAAGAGAUCAUAAGGAAUAAGAUCAGAGCUAUUGGAAAGAUGGCCCGAGUCUUUUCAAUUCUUCGGGAAGAGAGUGAGAGUGUGCUGACUCUCAAGGGCCUCACUCCCACAGGCACCCUCCCGAUGGGUGUCCUCUCAGGAGGAAAGCAGACCAUUCAGACUGCCACAGUAGAAGCGGUAGAGGCCCGGGAAGCCAUCAGUGGGUUUUCACUUCAGCACAAGAUUCGAAGUUUUGAAGAAGCCCGAGGUCUGGACCGAAUUAAUGAGCGAAUGCCACCUAGAAGAGAUGGCACAAAACCUGAUGGGUCAGUGAACUCAGUAACCCCUGCACACCCAAACUUCGCACACCAGAGCGGCCAAGGGAAGAAAUCCCCGUGAUGCCAGAGUCCUGUUGCUGCACAGGUGGACCCCAAACUCAUGCACAAGUCUUAUUUAUUUAUUAUUGGAAAACAAAACAAAAACAAUUCAAACAACUUAAACCUGGAGGUGCAAUCAUAAUUCAUCUGCAUUUAUUCUGUAAGAAAGGUGAUGGUUUUAUAAAUUUUUUUAAUUUAUGUUAAAUAUAUAAGAAGUACAUCUGUUUUGUUUUCCCCUUUUUCCUCCCCAAUUUUUAGGAACUAAUUUGUUGUCAAUACAUAUGUGAAGUCUUGUGCUAUAAAGGGACCUUCCCCUAAUAAAAGGGCCUUGGAAACCUCAA
Molecule: messenger RNA, 2147 nt
Organism: Sciurus carolinensis (gray squirrel)
Lineage: Eukaryota; Metazoa; Chordata; Mammalia; Rodentia; Sciuridae
Gene: Ppp3cc
Product: protein phosphatase 3 catalytic subunit gamma
Exons: 14
Coding region: 296-1828 (510 amino acids)
Biological process (GO): calcineurin-mediated signaling
Cellular component (GO): calcineurin complex; cytoplasm
Molecular function (GO): calmodulin binding; calmodulin-dependent protein phosphatase activity
Source: RefSeq, a predicted model, not a curated record